ACCUUAAAUUGCGCAACGCACAAACAGAUAUUGAAAACUGCGAAAAGAAGAUGCUGAGAUUAAUGAAAAAUUGAAUGGACUAAACAGAGAUGAGCUUACAGAGAAAGAAUCUUUGAUCAGUCAGCAAACCAAAAUAUUUAGAGAGAAAGCACAAACUGAAGGAAUGUUGAGUGAACUUAAGGAGAGAUUAAAGAUAAAUAAGGCUGAAUUGAAGAAAACCAUGAACAAAGACAUAGAAAAGAAAUUUAGGGAGAAGAUAUAUGAAUUGCAUGUUACAAAAGCCAUAGACAAAGAUAUAAGAGAUUAUGCUGUUGCUUUAGAAAAAUGCCUGAUGGAAUUCCACAGGGAAAAGAUGGAAAACAUCAAUCUCAUUAUAAGGGAGCUCUGGAGAAAGAUAUAUAGAGGGAAUGAUAUUGAUCACAUUGAAAUAAAGACUGAAGGAAGCGUGAGCACGGAAUCGGACCGUCGCAAAUAUGAUUACAGAGUUGUUCAAUCCAAGAAUGGCGUAGAAAUUGAUAUGCGCGGAAGGUGCAGUGCGGGACAGAAGGUUUUAGCAUGUCUUAUCAUAAGACUAGCGCUUGCUGAGACAUUUAGUACCAGAUUCGGUAUACUGGCUCUGGAUGAACCAACAACAAAUUUGGAUCAAGAAAAUAUUAGGAGCCUUUGCUCAGCACUUGGUGAAAUAGUACAAGAACGUAGGAUGCAGAAGAACUUUAUGUUUAUUAUUAUAACACAUGAUAAAGAGUUUAUAGAGUCGCUAGGUAAUAUUGAUAAAGUUUCUCAUUAUUAUGAAGUCUCUAGAAAUGAACAUGGCAAGUCUAGAGUCAAAAGAAUAAGGUUCACAUAAGUUCUUUUUCCAUAUUCUAUAACAAGUUAUAGCCAUUCCUUUUAAUAGAAAUCAUCCCUUCAGCAAUAGUUAGGAAGGCUGUGCCUUAAUUAUUCAUUAUGCAAUAUAAUCAUUAUAUCUACAAUAUAAGAAAAAUUAUCAUUGAAAAUCUUUUUGUAAGUUAUAGACAUAGUUUAUUAACAUUUAAUUACUUUAUUAAAUAACAUUUUCUAAAAAAUA
Molecule: messenger RNA, 1066 nt
Organism: Manduca sexta (tobacco hornworm)
Lineage: Eukaryota; Metazoa; Arthropoda; Insecta; Lepidoptera; Sphingidae
Product: DNA repair protein RAD50-like
Exons: 5
Coding region: 164-847 (227 amino acids)
Biological process (GO): telomere maintenance via telomerase; telomere maintenance via recombination; chromosome organization involved in meiotic cell cycle
Cellular component (GO): condensed nuclear chromosome; Mre11 complex
Molecular function (GO): double-stranded telomeric DNA binding; G-quadruplex DNA binding; single-stranded telomeric DNA binding
Source: RefSeq, a predicted model, not a curated record